AUGUCGUCAGUUAGCCACCAUACGUUAUUUCGAAAUAUCAAUUAUAGGUCCGACGCGGAGUACGUGGUGAAAGUCGCAAAAUUUCUAUUAACACCUGUUGGUAUUUGGCCUCUCUACGGUGAUGAUUCCACGUCCAGCAAAAUCAAGACUGUUCUCCAGACGAGCUUAAUAUUCAGCUUAAUGUGUUUUCUGCUUGUACCGCACAUCAUCUACACCUUCUUUGACGCAGAAGACCUGACCAGAUACAUGAAGGUGAUAGCCGCUCAGGUGUUCAGUUUGCUCGGCAUCAUCAAAUUCUGGACGAUGAUCAUCAACAAAAACAAGAUCAAGCACUGCCUGCAACAGGUGGAGAUGCAAUACAGAGAUGUGAAGUGCGAAGAAGAUCGAAUGGUGAUGAUCAGGAACGCCAAGAUUGGCAGGCAAUUCACCGUGAUGUAUUUAGGAUUGUUGUACGGCGGAGCGUUGCCAUACCAUAUAAUUAUGCCACUAGUGGCGGAGAAGAUCGUCAAGGAGGACAACACAACGCAUUUGCCACUGCCGUAUCUCAGCGACUACAUCUUCUUCGUGGUAGAGUCGUCGCCAUUUUACGAGAUCCUUUUUGUUACGCAGAUCCUCUUCAGUACUAUCAUCCUCUCCACAAACUGCGGUGUUUACAGUUUAAUCGCCACCUGCGUGAUGCACGCUUGCUGCUUAUUCGAAAUCGCGCGCAGGCAACUGGAAACAGUAGUCUUGAAUGGAACCAAUAACUUGCACGAAGGAUUCGGCCGUGUAAUCAAGCAGCACCUGCAAGCUCUCAGAUUUGCCGAAAUGAUUGAAAACUCCUUAAACGUCGUUUUCUUAUCAGAAAUGGUCGGAUGUACUAUUAUUAUAUGUUUUUUGGAAUAUGGAGUCUUCAAGGAAUGGGAAGAUAAUCAAAUAUUUGGCACCAUCAUAUAUUUUAUUUUAAUGGUAUCUAUUUUGGUGAACGUCUUUACCUUAUCAACUAUCGGCGAACGUCUUAAAGAAGAAAGCGAAAAGAUUGGAGAAACGUCAUAUUUCAUCGAUUGGUAUACAUUACCCGCCAAAAACAUGAGCAAUCUAAUUAUGGUGAUGGUCAGGUCGAGUCGUCCGUCAGCCUUGACAGCCGGUAAGAUGUUCGAUGUCUCUCUUCAAAGUUUCUGCGACGUAUGCAAAACAUCAGCGGCGUACUUCAACUUUAUUCGAAUGGUAGCGGCAUAA
This is a messenger RNA of Odontomachus brunneus, 1218 nucleotides long. Its product is annotated as odorant receptor 13a-like. NCBI's taxonomy places the organism in Eukaryota, Metazoa, Arthropoda, Insecta, Hymenoptera, Formicidae. The coding region runs from base 1 to 1218 and encodes 405 amino acids. Gene Ontology annotation, cellular component: plasma membrane. Gene Ontology annotation, biological process: sensory perception of smell; detection of chemical stimulus involved in sensory perception of smell. Gene Ontology annotation, molecular function: odorant binding; olfactory receptor activity. The transcript has 5 exons. The record is from RefSeq and is a predicted model, not a curated record.